Iphiclides podalirius (scarce swallowtail) is the source of this 555-nucleotide messenger RNA. NCBI's taxonomy places the organism in Eukaryota, Metazoa, Arthropoda, Insecta, Lepidoptera, Papilionidae. The record is from the annotation of a GenBank genome assembly.
AUGAGUACCAUUGAUCAAAAUUCGAGACCCUCUACCGCAGAUGUUAAAGGUUCAUCUUAUCCAAAAACCACCACUAAUAUAAGUAAUUUAUCAACUUCUAAUGCUUUAAUCUUAGUGGCCAUAAUAUUUGGGUCAUCUCUUUUGACUUUAGGAUUUCUUUACAAACAAUUUCCAGAAUUAGAACAGCAUGAAAAGCAAUUUGUAAAAUUGCCAUGGGAUCUGGAAGAAGCCAAGCAUUUAGGUCUAGUUUUAGACCGAUAUAAGGACAAAUAUUUUUAUGAAGUAAUAACAGGGGUCUUUUUAGUGUAUAUUUUUUUGCAAACAUUUGCAAUACCGGCACCAGUGAUUGGUGUACCAUUAAUACCUUUUGCUUUGGGAACUUUCAUUGGUGUUGCUCCACCCUCUUUUGUUGCUAUACAAGCAGGACAAACACUCCAUACUUUGACAUCUACAAGCGAUGCUUGGUCUUGGACCUCUGUUACAGUCCUAACAAUAUUUGCCUUUGUUUCUCUUAUUCCAGUAUUACUUAAACAGAAAUUGAGGGAAAAAUUUGAA